Messenger RNA from Labrus bergylta (ballan wrasse), 1433 nucleotides. RefSeq names its product cytochrome b-245 chaperone 1 (gene cybc1). The record is from RefSeq and is a predicted model, not a curated record. Lineage: Eukaryota; Metazoa; Chordata; Actinopteri; Labriformes; Labridae.
AGUAUCACCCAUUCAAUACAGUUGAUGUGUUGAGGUUGUUGCAAUAAUAUAUGAAGAGAACUUCCUCGUAAUCCAUUUCAUUCGCUUCCUCGUACAAAUGCGAUUUUAUUAAAUCUGCAAGCAAGGUGACAUUUUCAGCGAAGAUGGGAUACAUGACAGUAGAGGAGCACAGCGGCACCCUGCUUCACCUGAAGAGAUCCCCCGGCAUUCGUUCCUGGUCUGUUCUUGUGGGCAUAGCUUCUGUGGGGUUGGCUGCUGCAUAUUACAGCUCAGACAGCAUCUUGUGGAAGCUCUUCUAUGUGACUGGAUGCCUGUUUGUAGCUAUGCAGAACAUGGAGGAGUGGGAGGAGGCUGUGUUUGACAAAACCAAGAACCUGAUCGAGCUAAAGAGCUUCAGCUUGUACGCUUUAAUCCUGACGUUAUGGAGGAAGGGGCACGAGAAAGUUGUGUUGGAUCUGACUCAGCUCUGUGACAUCUGCAUCCAGGAAGAGAGAGUCCGCUAUUUGGGGAAGGGCUACCUGCUGAUGCUGCGGCUCGCUGCAGGCUUCUCCUAUCCCCUGACUCAGAGUGCCACGAUGGGGAAUCGUGGCGAUGUAGAGGCGGUGUCUGCACUGCUGAGGCGUUUCCUCGGUCUGGAAGAGCUGAAGCAACGCAGGCAGCAGGAGGAGGAGGCGGAGUUUGGAGAGGAGGACGAUUCUUUGGACAACAGCAGUGAUUCAGAAGACGAAGCUGGCGAUCACUGAUCUCACUGUGACUUUCAACCUCACUGUUACUUUGGAUGGAUUCCAUUAGGGGCUUUACAGCAUUUCUAAGGCAUUACUAAGUAUCCAGUUUAUGACGCCCCAUUACGUUAUGCUUUUAGCAUGUGCAUGAAACACAAGGAUACGGCCUCUUCUAGCAUCUCCUCGCAGACUACCUUGUUGUAAAUCAGGAAAACAAUUAGUCAAGGAAAUCCUCUAUUUUAGUUGUGAAUUCUUAAACUGUCCAAAAAAAAAAUCAGCGAAAAUAGACAUCUUUUGUUGAACUGUAAAUGUAUGUAUCUGUAAACGUACAUCCUGCCUCAGCUGGUUGGAUCUAAUUACUACUUGAGAACACACUCCAGAUUAUAGAUCUAGAUCUACCGUGCCUUCCUACUGAGCUCUAAUGAGUGUUUAUGCUGUCAACAUAUAAAAUGCUUUUCCCAAGGUUUUCAGGACCACCCAGUUGAUGAUCACCUUUUGCAUUAUUUUUCCUACCUAGUCUGCAAUCCGGCUACACGCAUGUGCAAACUGUAAUCAAGCAUGAAGGACUUUUCACGGCUCGAUCGAGAGUGAAGACGGGCGAAAUGCUUUGUCCUGUGGCCGUCCCAUUUUCUUUGAACUUCUUGUGAACCAAAGAUUGAAUCUCAGGCAAACUUUUUGAUGUGUCAGCCAACUAUAAAAGAUUUUAUUGUU